This is a messenger RNA of Xyrauchen texanus (razorback sucker), 4729 nucleotides long. Its product is annotated as cerebellin-1-like. Bases 417 to 1022 code for a protein of 201 amino acids. The record is from RefSeq and is a predicted model, not a curated record. NCBI's taxonomy places the organism in Eukaryota, Metazoa, Chordata, Actinopteri, Cypriniformes, Catostomidae. The transcript has 5 exons. Gene Ontology annotation, molecular function: protein binding. Gene Ontology annotation, cellular component: glutamatergic synapse; synaptic cleft.
AUUUAAGGGGUAGUUCACUCAAAAAUGAAAAUCAGUUUCAUUGCAUUAUUUGAUUCGAUGUUUAAGUGAUUGUGACCGAGGCUAACAUGCUUUCCUUCUUUUGUGUUGCAUGGAAGAAAGUCACAUGAGGGACGGCCCGGUUUGACGUCUGCAGGUUAAAAGUUCACCGUGGGAUGUUUGGGCACCUUUGGUAAUCUGCAGACCAGGUGAAAACUUAAUGGACUGUAAACAAACUGAAACAUUGGCUAUCAAGUCGACAUCGAGUUCGGAUGUGGUUCUGUCUUUUGUGACUUUCGACACUGAUGCAGAAAGCUUGAGUUGAUUAUCCAGUUCCCUCGGUACAUUGUCUUCUGGGGAAUCAACAUAUUCAAAUACACUUUUGAAAAACCUCUUGAGGUCCGAAUCAUCCUGGCGGGAUGAGGAUGAGCGGUGCAUCGUUAGCCCACCACACCUCACUGCUCACAGGGUUUCUCUUUCUGUUGGGCCCCCUGCUGGUGUGCAGCCAAAAUGACACGGAGCCCAUCGUAUUGGAGGGGAAGUGUUUAGUCGUGUGCGAUUCCACCCCAACUACUGAGCCCACCGGGAAUGCCCUGGGAAUGUCUGUGCGGUCCGGGACGGGUCGCGUGGCAUUCUCUGCUGUCCGGAACAAUAACCACGAACCAUCUGAGAUGAGCAACCGCACAAUGACCAUUUACUUUGACCAGGUUCUGGUAAAUGUCGGGAGCCAUUUUGAUCCAGCACGGAGCAUCUUCCAGGCUCCCAGAAAAGGAGUGUACAGCUUCAGUUUUCAUGUGGUCAAAGUUUACAACAGACAAACAAUACAGGUCAGUCUAGUGUUGAAUGGUUGGCCAGUGAUCUCCGCUUUCGCUGGCGAUCAGGACGUGACGCGUGAAGCAGCGACUAAUGCAGGUCUGGUUACCAUGGAGAGAGGAGACAAGGCCUACCUGAAACUGGAGAGAGGAAACCUGAUGGGAGGCUGGAAAUAUUCCACAUUCUCUGGGUUCCUGGUUUUUCCCUUGUAGACAGAAUGCAAGAGAAGUGCAUGCAGAAAGAAGAGAAGCUCACAGAAACAGAAUAUUGCACAUGAGGGGCAUGUGAAUCAUACAAAACACUCUCAUAAGGAAAUAUCACUCUUCUAGACAAAGUUCACAGUAUCACUUUUCAAGUAACAAGCUAUGUAUUAUACAGUCAUUUAUAUAUAUAUAUAUAUAUUUACAAUAAAUGUAUCUGUUCAAUUUGAUGCUAUCAAUAUAAUUCAGAUUGUUCAAUCAUUUAAAAACCCUUAUUGAUUUUAUGACAGAAAAAUAUGUAUGAUUAAAUUAUAAACACUAUCAUCAGAUGGUAAUAAAGACAUUGUACUUGACUAUAGUUGAACUACUUUUAAUUAUAAGUAGCUUAUGGCUUGGGAAGAAAUGGUUUGAAAGAAGCUUCCUAACACUGCAAAGAUGUUUGCUGUUAUUGUCAAACCUGGUACAAUGAGUCUUAUCGCAUUUUCCAGCUGAAGUUACAGCAAAGAUUUCCUUAUUAAAGGAAGAGAUUUCAACCUCCAUAUCUGUAUUUUGACCACAUAAAGGCAGAAAUACAUUCUAAGCAAGCAUGUGAGUGCGGACCCUUCUAGCUUGGCAAGCUUGAUUUCAUGCAUAGAUGCAUUCCCAAAUGUGUCCGCAAUUCAUAACACAGCUCAAGUGCGCAUUGCAUUCUCAAUGUUGUCACAAGGGGUGCUAUAGUGAAAUUUGUGUGAACGGUCCGCUUCUACUGUGCGUUUGUUCUUGCAAGUCAACUACAGUCAUGACAGAGCGACAGUUUGAGAAUGUUGCAGAGCAAGUAAGUCAUUGGGCUCUAUUUUUGUAAGCGUGCAAAGAGCAGUGCUACACGCAGAGAACAUGCUAUGUGUCUUAUCCAGUGUUUGUGAAAGCGCAAAUUUUCGUGCCAGUGCAAAGCGCAAGUGAGCAGGACUGUUUGCGCUAUCUGUGGGAGUAUGUGCGCAAACUGUAGAUGUUAUGUUAGCAUAGAAAUUAAGCCAUUGCGCUAAGAUGUUUCAAAAGUGCAAAGUUUGAAUUUGUUCCUGCAUUUGCAGUUUGGAGAUUCCACCAGCAGGUGGUAAUAAAGUUCAUGUCCAAACUCUGAAAAUAUAGUGGAACAUCAAAUUACAGUAUGUCCCUAACAAUCGCCAAUAUAUUAGAUGUGUUAAAUUACCUAUAGGUCAUGGUUUAUUUUUCAAUUAUUAUAAUUGUUUAGAUUUACAAUUGUAUUUCACUUGACCCAGCCAUUUGCACUUUGGACACGAAAAUUUGCAAAACCCACUUGCGCAAAGACUUAGCGCGUGCUUGCACAAAAAUAUCAAAACUCCAUGGUCAUGCACACUGGCUUUAAGCUUAGCUUUAGCACUCUUAAAACAGAUCCAUUAUAUUCAUAGCAACAUACCAGAAUAAUAACACAUCCACUUUAAUGGUAUAGACGUCUGAAGGUAACCCUAUCGCCCCCUUGAUUACUGAGGUUUGCCACCCCUGCGUUCAUAAACUCGAGUAUGUUUUGGCCUCAACGGUCAGUGUGGACACAUCUGCCUGUAAGCCAAUCAUAUAAUGGCCCUGAUGUCUGGGCAAAAUUUUUGUGGUGUGGGAUAUAUGCAAUGUUACGAUGUUUCUUUGAGAAAGAGAUCAUACUGUAUCUCUAUGCCAGGAUAUUCUGUUUCAACAAUUCUUCAUUGUAUUCCUUUGCAUGUUAAUACAUGAGGUGCUUCCAUGAGCAACACCUUGACUCGUGAUUCAUUGUUGUGUUGUGCCAUAUUCUAAAGGUCAGAGUGUAAAUAUGGACAUGGGUGGCUACGGUUUCAAUUUAUCAUCAUUAUGUGCCAUCUGUUGUUCUGGCUAGAGACAUUAUGGACCCAACCAACAAACUUCAUCCACGGUGCCCAAGAAUAAGCGGAGGUACUUGUACAUAUUUGCUACUGGGAUGCACAAUAAAGGACACAAGCUUUUUUCCCUGGCAUUACUUGUGCCCUGUCAUUUCCAUUGGUCAUGCACAGUAGAAAAGGCCAUAGGCACACUAAUAUGUUUUCGUUUGACAAAGCAUUAAUGUUGCUACGUUAUGCCUCUCAUUCACACUAAAACAGUGAUUUCCUCCAUUGAAAUUGGAGUAUUUCAAAUUGGACAGCAGUGACAUUAGACACAGAGUUUUCAAUGAAAACCAUUGUCUGUGCCAUUAAACCGGAUGUGUUAGUAUUCAAAUAGCUAGCUAUAAGAUGAUGAUUUUCUCCAUUUUUCUCUGCAUGAAAACAGCUCUACAGAUGUUCUGGUGGCUUAUCCAAUGUGUGUACAUGAUUAAUGCCAGGGUCAGGAAUUAAGGGUGCUCAGGGCAAAAUUGUCACCAAAAAUUCAAAAUGUGGGGGCAAGAGAAUGCUGUUAUUAAUGCUAAUUACACAUUUUAUGGCAUUAAAUAUGAGUUGAUAUUGAUUUAAUUUUUAUUGAUUUAAUAAAUUCUCAAUGUCUCAAAGUCAAUGGAGAAGAUGUAAAAAAGCCCCCAUUAAGGUAAAAGAUGACCUAGAAAAUCUAAUUGUGGAGCAAAUAUUGUGCAUUAAUUAAAAUGUAAAAAAAUAGUUAAUUUCUGACACUGAUGAGCACAUGUCUGUUCACAAUUUAGCGUUAGAAUCUGAAAAGGGAAAACUCCAUAAUUUCAAAAGUCAUAUAAAAUUAUUUUUUGUGGUGAUUUUUAAUAACUAUCAAUAUAUUGUUGUAUUGUUGUAUUGUAAAUGCACUCUCUGACUGCAGAAAAUGACAGUUUAUGCUAACGUUCACGAUAGCAUCCAUUGUGGCAAUGCAGAGAAUGCACAGCAAUGCACCAGUGGAAGAGCUAGUGGGUGGCCAGGGGUGACCGUGGCCACCAUGGACCAAAGCCUGGCUACCCCAUUGGCCACCCCACUCGCAACUGCCGCUUUGGUAAUUUUUUUGUCUAGGCACAAUUUCGUUUUUAGAGGUGGAACUGUCUCUGUACAACCGCAACACACAGGUCUCCAAGGUCGCCGCACCUUUCUGUCCCGGGUGUCUCUGCAACCCCCCCCACCCCCACAAAAUGGAAAUGCUGCCUGACAAUUUCUGUGCCACUACAUACUGAUUGCUGGCCCCUGCCAGGCCACCCCUGUGAAAAACUCCUGGCUUGCGUAGCUAGAAGCAUUUGCGUUCAAAAAUCAACUUUUGAUUGGUCCAUUGGUUUCCAGAACAAAAUAUCAGCUUAAGGAAGCCCUGUAUAGUCAUGCUUGUUUUGGGUUUAUCUGAACCUGACUGGACACAUUCAGAGAUGCAUGCUUGCGUUAGAAAACCUCUAGACAGAAUGAAGCAGUUUUGAGAUGCGUUAUUAAAACUUUUACUAUUUUUAUCUAGUUACAAAGACGCUCAGAAAAGAAAAAGACACGAGAAGGUAACCCACGGUGCCACAGAAAUCCUUCCCUUAAACACAACCCUAACUUUAACCCUAGCACUAAAUCUCACCAGGGCUGGACUGGGACGAGAAAUCAGGGAUUUUUAAAUGGCAACUGGCCACCGGGAAUAUGCCUGGCAUGCCAGAUUACCAGUCCAGCCCUGAAUCUAACCCUCUACCUAACCUUAGUAACAGCGAAUGAGACUCUCUACAGAGUUGGGCUUCUGGGUUGUAACCUUCUAGACACUACCUCGAUCAACCUAAAACUCACUGAGAAGUGUCAUUUGACAACAUUUAAGUAAUAGCACACUCGUAA